This is a messenger RNA of Pistacia vera, 2804 nucleotides long. Its product is annotated as pentatricopeptide repeat-containing protein At3g29230-like. The record is from RefSeq and is a predicted model, not a curated record. Gene Ontology annotation, biological process: RNA modification. Gene Ontology annotation, molecular function: protein binding; RNA binding. The coding region runs from base 32 to 1900 and encodes 622 amino acids. Lineage: Eukaryota; Viridiplantae; Streptophyta; Magnoliopsida; Sapindales; Anacardiaceae. The transcript has a single exon.
UUCAUUCCCGCCAAAUUCCAGUACAGAGAGAAUGACUAUUAGGCUCAAAUUCUCUAAAACUGAAGCACUCUCGCUUGACAAAUUCAUUAAAGCCCAGAAAAACCUCUCUCAAACCCCACCAAUACUCUGGUCAAAACCCCAAAUCACGGUCACAGACAACCAACAUGUAAACCACCCCAUUUUACAAGAACUAGAAUCAUGCACAAGAAUCAAAGACUUUCACCAAAUCCACGCACAACUCGUAGUCUCGGGCCUCUCUCAAGACUCUUUUGUCGCAAGUCGGGUCUUAAAAAAGCUUUGUACUUGUUUAAGCUCAGUUUCUCUUGCUGUUGUGUUCUUUGAUUGUCUCGAAGAACCUGAUGCUUUUUUGUGUAAUACUAUAAUGAAAAGCUUUUUGAGUUUGAAUGACCCGUCUGGUGCUUUAAGAUUUUAUCAUGAGAAAAUGCUGCCCAAAUGCGUUGAACAUAACCAUUAUACGUUUCCGUUGUUAGGGAAGAUUUGUGCAGAGGUUAGAUCUUUGAGAGAAGGUAAAAAGACUCACGCCCGGGCUGUGAAAUUUGGGUUUGAGUUGGAUUUGUUUGUUAGGAAUUCUUUGAUUCAUAUGUAUUCGGUUUCUGGGGAAAUUUGGGAUGCGAGGAGGCUGUUUGAUAAUGGGUCUGUGUGGGAUCUGGUGAGCUGGAACUCGAUGAUUGAUGGUUAUGUGAAAAAUGGUGAGGUUGGUUGCGCACGUCAACUGUUUGAUUUGUUGCCUAACAAGGAUAUUUUUACUUGGAAUUCGAUGAUAUCAGGCUAUGUGGAUAUAGGGGAUAUGGGGACAGCAAAAUGGUUGUUUGAUAUGAUGCCAUUCAGGGAUGUUGUUUCUUGGAAUUGUAUGAUUGAUGGGUAUGCAAAAAUAGGAAAUGUUACAUUAGCUCGUGAUUCUUUUGACAGCAUGGCUAUGAGGAAUGUGGUGUCUUGGAAUAUAAUGUUGGCUCUUUAUGUCCGAUGUAAGGAUUAUAACGAGUGUUUGAGACUUUUUGAUAGAAUGAUAGAAGGAGGGGAGGCUAGGCCAAAUAAGGCGUCUCUUGUGAGUGUCUUGACUGCAUGUGCAAAUUUAGGGACGCUUGAUAAAGGUAUGUGGACUCAUUCAUACAUCAAAAACAGUAGAAUUGAACCUGAUGUGUUACUGUCAACUGCUCUGCUGACAAUGUAUGCAAAAUGUGGGGCUAUGGAUUUGGCUAGUAAUGUUUUUAAUGAGAUGCCUGAGAAAAGUGUUGUGUCAUGGAACUCUAUGAUCGUGGGAUAUGGUAUGCAUGGGCAAGGAGAAAAAGCCUUAGAUAUGUUCACGGAGAUGGAGAAGAGAGGUUCAACACCCAAUGAUGCUACUUUUGUCUGUGUUUUGUCAGCGUGUACGCAUGGAGGAAUGGUAUUGGAGGGUUGGUGGUACUUUGAUCUUAUGCAACGAGUUUACAAGAUUGAACCGAAGGUGGAGCACUAUGGUUGCAUGGUUGAUCUUCUUGGCCGGGCUGGUUUGAUGAAAGAUUCAGAAGAGCUAGUUAGAAAGAUGCCUAUGGAUGCAGGACCAGCCUUGUGGGGAGCUUUACUUUCUUCUUGUAGGACCCACUCAAAUUCAGAACUUGGAGAGCUUGUGGCAAAGCAUCUAAUGGAAAUGGAACCAAAGGAUGUUGGCCCAUAUGUGUUGCUGUCUAACAUAUAUGCCUCAGAAGGGAAAUGGGAUGAUGUAGAAAAUGUGAGAAGGUUGAUGAAGGAAAAGAGAUUACAUAAGACAGUGGGCUUCAGCUUGGUUCCCCUAGGAGAAUUUGGUUCUGAAUCUACUGUGGCAAAUAAUUCUGCCCAUAGGAGAACUAUCGUAUACUCCAUGUUAGGUGAAAUAGGUACACAGAUGAAAUUGUCUGGUUGAAUUGCUUUGGGUUCAGUGAUUCACAAAUUGUUUAAAUUGAAGCUUUGUUCUCAAUAUUGUUUGUACAUUAUUGACAUGAAAUUUGGGGAAGAGAACUGUUAAUAACACGAAAACGCCUCUUCCCCUUCAAGAAGGCUACAAAUUGUCUGGGGUCUUCAAGAUAGCAAGCAGGAACCUAAGAGCACUGCAGCACCGUGCAAUUGUUUGUCUUUUGAAAUCCUGCGCACCAAUCACAGAAACCAACUUGAAGCACAUUUGCAACCAGCUUCCAAAAAGAUUAGCAAGGUUCUCAAUGCAGAACUUGUUAGACACACCACAACAUUGGGUGUGAGGGACACUGAAUGAGCGGCUGGGCGGCCCAUAAUGUGUGUUAACACCAGGGUACUUUAUAUAGAGCAGGCAGCAGAUCAUUCAACAAACACGAAGGGCCUGUUUCUAUUAAACAUACAAACUUAGAAGAGUUUCUGUGUGGUUGCAGGCGGUAUGGCUUAUAAGUGCUUAAUUCGUUUAUAAAUUAGUAUAAUGAGAUGUUCUUCUACCAUGUUGUAAUGCAAGAUUCUUAACAUAUGGUAUCAAAGCUAGAUUUUAGAUUCUACAGAAACUUGACGGAUGGUUAAAGAAUUAUGACUUCAGAAGGAGCAGAAUGAGAAGGGCAUCAGCUCCAGAUGGUGAACAUAUGGACAUAUUUAAGUAGCAAAUUUGCCCUUGUAGAUAGGUUUGAAUAUCCAACCGCUAUUAGUCAAAAUAAAGCUAUCGCAGCGUGCGGCAUAUUUUCUUGUUUUGUACAUCUGGAGUCUAAAGUAAAUCCCCUAAAGAAUCAAUGGGAGGUGUACAAUAAUUCUAGUCGUUAUACUUUUUGUUUUAUUUGUUUGAUAAUGGUUCCUGACGUUGUUCAUACAAUAAU